CAUUUCUAGUCGGACUCGUAAAAGGUAUGCACCCAGGCGUGUUGCGUUCUCCGCAAGUGUCCACGCUGGUUCUGGUUGUAAAUAUGUGCGGUCGCCGCUAAAGCAAACUAAAAGUGGGGUUAAUUUUUGAACCCGUAAAGCUCCAGCGAUAAACGAUCCAACAUGAAGAUCAAAAGACAGAAACAAGCUAAGAAAACGAUCAGCUUUUACAAAUACAACUUCAGCUUCAGGGAGCCUUUUCAGAUCCUCAUUGACGGAACUUUCUGCCAGGCGGCGCUGAAGAACAAGAUCCAGAUCAAGGAGCAGAUGCCCAAGUAUCUGAUGGGAGAAGUCCAGCUCUGCAGCACAAGCUGUGCUUUGAAGGAACUUGGGACUCUUGGGAAGCAGCUUUAUGGAGCUAAAAUCAUCCUGCAGAGGUUUCAGGUCAGGAAAUGUGCACAUCUGAAAAACCCAGUCCCAGCGUCUGAGUGUCUGCUGUCAAUGCUGGAGGAGACGAACCCACACCACUACUUUGUUGCCACGCAGGACCGUGCAGUAACUGAUGGACUCAAAAAGAUCCCAGGUGUCCCUCUGCUCUACAUCAUCCUCAACACCAUCGUGCUGGACAAGCCCAGCCAGGCGUCCCUGGACCACGUCCAGACCGUUCAGCUGGGGGAGCUGGUGACCUCGGCCCAGCAGCAGAGCAUCCGCAGCCUGAAGGAGGAGCAGGGCAUCAGCCAGAAAGACGGGGAGAGGCGCGGGAAGAAGAGGAAGAGGAAACAGAGCAACCCCAACCCUCUGAGCUGCCUGAAGAAGAAGAAGAAGAAAGGUGUGGCGACUCCGGCGCUGAAGAAGACGGAACCAGGAGAGAAGAAGAAAAGAAGUCGACACAAGAGAAGAAAAGCGGCAGAAGGAGACAACAUGGAUGCUCCUGUAGUUAUUAGUACGUAGUGGGACAGAGAGACAAAGACUCAUGCUUUUAGUUUCUUACACAAUGAGCAACAGUUUUAACAGACUCUCCAUUCUUUAGAAGGAACCAGACUUUCUUGAUCUCCUUUUGGGUUGUAGGAUAUCAGGAAAAACAUAAAAAUUGCAAUAGUGUUCCUAAAGAUUACAAUGAAAAUAUUAAUUCUGAUAAAUCAUCAAGGAUUACCAGGAUUGUUUCUUUUUCCUCCAGGACAAUCAUCACCUCUGUUAGAUUUUGCAUGUUGCAUGAAUAAAAAUAGACAUGAAGGGUCAGCGCUGAGAGCAGUGGAGUUCCUCACAACAGGCCAAAUACGAUGUUUGUAUUGAGACAAUUUGCAUAGAGGAGUGUCCAAACUUUUGUCACAUGGGCCAAAAUCAAGUCGAACAGACUUGAGGGCCAAAGUAAAUGUAAUUUUGCCAACUCAACCAUAAAUUAAACGUGUAAUUCUGUAA
Messenger RNA from Xiphophorus hellerii (green swordtail), 1398 nucleotides. RefSeq names its product UTP23 small subunit processome component (gene utp23). The transcript is spliced from 3 exons. Gene Ontology annotation, cellular component: small-subunit processome. Lineage: Eukaryota; Metazoa; Chordata; Actinopteri; Cyprinodontiformes; Poeciliidae. The coding region runs from base 163 to 930 and encodes 255 amino acids. The record is from RefSeq and is a predicted model, not a curated record.